GCCAAGUGCCAGGUCCCGGGCCAACUCGAAGAUGGCCCUGGAGAAGAGGCUUCCGCUGUGGAAGCUGGCAGCGCACGAUGUCGACAAGCCGCUGUGGUAUCUCGGAUACGGCUCGAACAUGAGAUCCGCCUCCAUGACGGGCCGGAACGUGACUCCCCUCGCCACCAAGGUCGUUACCGUCCCAACACACUACGUCACGUUCGACGUGUUUGGAAUCCCCUACACGGAGCCAUGCUAUGCCAGCAUCGGACAGUUCCCGGAUGGCCAGUCCGGACAGCUCCACCUCGUCCACCGCGGCGAAGCCCCCUUGACGGUUCCGCCCCUAUGCGGCAUCGCUCACCACCUGACUGCGUCUGACUUCCACCGCCUGCUUAUCACCGAAGGUAGUGGGGUUGUGUAUGAUGUCGUAGAAGUGGAGGCUUACGAGCUGGACGACCGGGGGAGAGCCACAGGUGCACCGUUCCCGGCAUACACACUGAAAGCCAAGUUCCCCCAGAGGCCGAGCGGCAUACCCAGUGCUCGAUACAUGAAGCUCUUCUUAGACGGGGCAAAAGAGAACAACCUACCGGCUGGCUACAUCACUUAUCUGGAGAAUUUCCCUAGGUACCAGAAACUCGAAGGGUCUGACCGACCGUACGGACAGCUUGUCUUUGACUGGGGCUGGAGACCUGUUCUGAAAAGGAUUGUUCGGCUCACUACAUGGGGGGUUGAUGAGAACGGAAACUGCUCGGCCUUGCUGGCGCUCUUGAUUGUCCGUCUGUACCAGUUGAUGUGGACCUAUCAUGAUGUGAUUCACACUCGCAUAUUUGGAGAAGGAGAUGGAAGCAAGCUUUACUGGAUUAGACAAUGAGAUGGAAUUACUUUUGUUCGC
This is a messenger RNA of Chaetomium fimeti, 871 nucleotides long. RefSeq lists its product as uncharacterized. The coding region runs from base 32 to 850 and encodes 272 amino acids. Gene Ontology annotation, molecular function: gamma-glutamylcyclotransferase activity. NCBI's taxonomy places the organism in Eukaryota, Fungi, Ascomycota, Sordariomycetes, Sordariales, Chaetomiaceae. The record is from RefSeq and is a predicted model, not a curated record. The transcript has 2 exons.